UGUGAGCUAUUUGGCAGACCAAUUCUCAACCAGGAAGGUUCCUAUGCUGUUUGGUCUAGUGUUUUUUACCCUUCGCUACUUUAUUGUUGACACUCAGCAAUACUAUGCAUAUACUUGUACUUGCUCGGAUUAUGCAGGGAAUAUCUGCUUCAAUUGUCUGGUGCGUUGGAUUGGCUCUUGUUCUUGAUGCAGUCGGUCCUAGAAAUGUUGGUUUCACUGUUGGUGGAAUUUUUGGAUUUACUUCAGUCGGUGAAGUAAUCUCUCCUGUGCUAGGUGGUUUAAUAUACGAUUCUUUCGGAUACUAUUGGGCUUUUAGUACUUGUUUUGUAUUGCUCAUUAUUGAUAUAAUCCUUCGUUGUCUUGUACUUGAGCCCAGGGAAGCAAAGAAAAAGCUCUCUCAGGAGGAAGAGGAACACGUGCCCAUUCUACAGCGGCAAAAUGAUUUUGAUCUGGAAACGACCGGAAAGCUCUCUGCCUGGAAUUCCGUUUUCCUGCCGAUUUAUCGUUUGACAUUUCAUCGUAAAGUGUGUGGUCCCUAUUGGACAUCGUUUGUAAAUUCUGUACUUUUGGCUUCCUUUGAUGCUACUGUUCCUUUGGAAUUAAAGCGUUUGUUUAAUUUUACUUCGGCACAAUGUGGCCUAACGUUCGGUGUCUUAAGUGCUCCCUAUUUCUUCUGUGGUCCAUUAGCCGGUAAAAUGGUUGAUCGCCGUGGUUCGAAGACAAUUGGAUUCUAUGCCUACCUCGCACUUAGUUUUACUUUGUUUCUACUCUUAAUACCUUCUUCCCGUACCACUGCUAAUGUUGUGAUAUUUAUCGCGGCUAUGGCUUUAAACGGAUACAUAUUGGCUUUUACAUCAUCUCCGGGGUUCGUUCAAUUGACCGCUUAUGUGACUGAGUAUGAGAAGACGCAUCCUACUUUCUUUGGACCAAGUGGUCCUUACACUCAAAUCUUUAGCGUUAUGAACGUUGUAUAUUCAUUCGGUAUGAUUCUGGGUCCUAUUAUUGCGGGUUAUUUGCGUAUCCAUUUUGGAUUCCCUGCUACUGUCAUAUUCUUGUCAUUGAUGAUGCUCUCAGCUAGUUUGGUCUCUUACUACUGUUUUACCGAUAAUGACUCAGAAGAAGAAGAGUAAAGUUUGCAUAUCAUUUUCAGAAACCCAUAUCUGAAUCGAAUAGAAGAGUAUUACCCCAACUCGACUGAAAGUUUGCUUGAACAUUAUAACACAAUGGAGAAGCUCAUGGUUUUCUAAUCCGUGACUUUGAACAUUGGCUUAGAGCUACAGUAAAUUUAAUUUCCUAGAUAACUUAUAUAGCCUUAAUUUGAUUUUAAUUCUUUAAUAUAAUACGGGGUAGCAUUGAUUCAUUUUCACGCUAUCACGUAUGUAAGAAGUAUCGACAGUGA
This is a messenger RNA of Schizosaccharomyces japonicus yFS275, 1399 nucleotides long. RefSeq names its product membrane transporter. Gene Ontology annotation, molecular function: transmembrane transporter activity. The record is from RefSeq and is a predicted model, not a curated record. Gene Ontology annotation, biological process: transmembrane transport; proton transmembrane transport. Bases 105 to 1130 code for a protein of 341 amino acids. Gene Ontology annotation, cellular component: membrane. The transcript has a single exon. Lineage: Eukaryota; Fungi; Ascomycota; Schizosaccharomycetes; Schizosaccharomycetales; Schizosaccharomycetaceae.